AUGACAUACCGAUCCCGGUACGCACAACUGUUCGGGGGUUAUGGUUACUACAAUGCCAGCAAACCAUCAGUCGAGCUUAAUGAUACACGAAAUUGGGCAAACGGUCGGAAAGGAAAGGUUGUUUGGUUGGCGCAACAGUGUGAUCAUGUUAACAACCGAUACCUUCACUGGAAUAGGACAGGCUUCGUCAAAGAACUCUCUCGUCUGGUGGAUGUAGGUAUAUAUGGCAAGUGUGGAAAACCGCCCCCCUGUCCUGCACGUCAUGACAACAGAGAAGGGGCGAACUUUGUGACAUCAUGCAGCAGUUUCCUCCGACGAUUCAAGUUCUACCUUUCCUUUGAGAACAGCGCCUGCCGGGAAUACAUCACUGAAAAACUAUGGAACAAUGCCUAUAUGAACAAUUUAAUCCCAAUUGUCUUCGGAGCUCCGCGCGCAGACUACGAAGCAGUGGCCCCUCCCCAUUCAUUUAUCCAUGUUGAGGACUUUGAAACCCUCCAGGACCUUGCUGACUACAUUAACCUUGUAGACAGGAACGACCGUCUCUACAAUACGUUUUUUGAAUGGAAGAAAUAUGGAUCCGUCGUCGCUUUUAGUGAAAACAUGGCGAAAUGGCUCUUUGAGCCCUGGAAUAUGUGUCAAGUCGUCAACAGAUUGCUAGCUGAUGAGAAAUCAACCAGUGAGGGUCGGCCGGUCCGCCAAAGCCUUCCUCCUUUAACAGAAUGGUGGACGAACUCCUGCCGGAGAAUUGAAGGAUUUCCAAUAAAAAUACAGAAGUAA
Lytechinus variegatus (green sea urchin) is the source of this 777-nucleotide messenger RNA. Its product is annotated as alpha-(1,3)-fucosyltransferase fut-1-like. NCBI's taxonomy places the organism in Eukaryota, Metazoa, Echinodermata, Echinoidea, Temnopleuroida, Toxopneustidae. Gene Ontology annotation, molecular function: alpha-(1->3)-fucosyltransferase activity. The record is from RefSeq and is a predicted model, not a curated record. Bases 1 to 777 code for a protein of 258 amino acids. The transcript has a single exon. Gene Ontology annotation, cellular component: membrane.